ACGAAAUGUCAAACCGUCAAACGAACGACAGCAGCAAAGAGAAAGAAAGCCACUUUUGCGUUCGUUCCUCAAAUUAAAAUUAUAGUUCUUGUACGAAGUUUUUUGCUUUUUAUCUUUGAAUUGCAAGGAAUAUGUUUACUAAAGUGUGAUUGGAUUAGUGCUCCGACAGAUCGUCACUCGCCCAACACGUAGGACUGGUUUCCUAUCAGGAGAACUCGUCACCAAUCGAACGCAGUAAAAUCUGACACAAUGACAAGCAUGGAACACGAAGCGAUCAAACUCCCUGGCCCGAGUCCACAGGAUCUGGAGCUGGAGGAGGGCGAGGUAACAGACGACAGUGAGGAGGGAUACACCCCACUGCAGCGGCCAGAAUUGCCCAAAACGGAAUUCGCCGGCGGAGCAAGUGUCAGUCAGCCGCGGACGGCAAUGGAAAUACUGUCGGACCAGGACGAUCUGAACGAUGAGUCGGAGGCCAGCUCCGAUGACAGUGAUGAUGACACAGCCUUCGGGAAGCGAAAAACUAAGAAGCUAAGGAUAAGGCCUCCACUGGAGAAGAUCCAACAGCCACAGACAAGCCAAUCGUUGCCGAGUAAGUACAAUAUAUGGACGGAGAGCAUACAGGAGGACACACUGAUGGAGACUAUGCGGGGCUGUGAUGUCACACUGAACGGCAUGCGGAACAGAGACGUUGAAUCGUAUGAUUAUAACUUGAAGUACAGACUGAACGGGGGUAAUGCCUUUCACAGGGCAAUGAAAAGGCGGCAAUCAUAUUCAGACGAUUCCGAUGGAUAUGGUGGAGGAAAAAGGUUCCGAUCAACUUCGCUGGGAAAUGCCUGCAUUAGGGAGCGGAAGAGCGUUAAGCUACGACUCGGGAAGCAAAACAGUAGCGACAGUAAUAGUAACGAUAGCUUCCAGAAUGCACCAAGGUUUGCUUACAGACACAUUCAAGAUCUAAAUGUGAGGGAUGAUUGCGAUUACGGAACAUUCGCCGUAGAACUGGCUAAUAAACUCUGUGAGGAGAAGGACGAGCUGAUGUUGAGGGUAGUCAAUGUACUUGGAAAGGAAAUUCCAGCGAAAUUAUUUAAAGAGACGCAGAAAAUUGAAGCUGAUGGAGGGAUGCUUAUAAUGAAUGGCGCUCGACGUCGAACACCCGGCGGAGUGUUUCUGUUUCUUCUCAAACACAACGAAGAAAUUGACAAAGACGACAAGAAGGCGAUCUUCCUGGAAGAGAAAAAAGCUGCCAUCAAGGAACGCAAAACCUCCCAGGCGGUUAAUCGCGAGAAGAAGGUCGAGGAAUUGAAGAAAACUCUGAAUCGACAAGCAGCCGAUAAUGAACUGCCAACGCGGAGCGAUUUGAUGCUGUCUCAUCUAAAACCCGAAACACACAGCACCUUAUCCAAUCCGCCCCCUUCGCCGGUGGGUGACGAGAUUCGAGAGGGAAGUCCAGAUUUUCAUCCGGAAAAUGUACAUGUUAAUAUGACCAGCCCGGAGAAAGAUGCUCACACAGAGUGCAAGGUGCACGAGGCAGUACCGGAGAGUUCGAGGCAGCCAGCAGCCCAGCCACCGCUGUUGCAUUACGAGGAUGACUUCCUCGAUAUGACGUGCGACGAUAUGGAUAUGUUUUAGCGUCCCAACAAGACCCAACGUUGGGUCGCUCCCACUGUUAUGAUAGCGCUCGAGUAAUAAUCAAUAACAAAACGUGAACACUUUUUUGUAUAGACCGACGGGGAUUUGUUAUAUAAAAUACUUCGGGGAUAGGAGCAACCCCUGGUUUCGGUGCGGAAUUUUCCUGCAUCCCGGGAACGAUGAUCGAGUGAGAGUAAGAUAGAAAGAGAGAAACGAGCAUGAAUGAGACGCGUUACACUACACUAGGAUAACGACGACUAGUGAAAGCGAUACAAUAAACAAUAAACAUUGUUUAGUUUGCAGGAAAUAUAUUUAAUUUUUCUAAAAUCAAACGCGCAA
This is a messenger RNA of Toxorhynchites rutilus septentrionalis, 1965 nucleotides long. RefSeq names its product phosphorylated adapter RNA export protein (gene Phax). The transcript is spliced from 7 exons. Gene Ontology annotation, biological process: snRNA export from nucleus. The coding region runs from base 250 to 1626 and encodes 458 amino acids. Gene Ontology annotation, cellular component: nucleus. The record is from RefSeq and is a predicted model, not a curated record. Lineage: Eukaryota; Metazoa; Arthropoda; Insecta; Diptera; Culicidae.